ACCACAAUUUUCAUCCAAAUUUCAACCUCCUAAUCAAUUUUCAUUCUUUCCACUUCAUAAACGCUGCUAUGGCUGGAGGAAAAUCUAAGAGCAAGGCCUCCAAGAAGAAUACCAACGUCGAAGCAACGUCCUCUGCGCCCCAGCCGUUUCCAUACCUGGACGGCUCGUUUCUUGAGUUCGGGUCGGAAGAGGAACUUACUCGCUUCAUCACCCACUUCGCCAAACGCCGUAUCUCUCCGCCAAGGGUGCUGCCCGAGUUGUUUCCUCAGCAAAAAGGGUACCACGACCUCGACGAUCAACUCAAGGACUCGGGCUUGUGGCCCUUCGUCUCCAAGAGCCGCACCUCCUUCAAUCCCGCCUAUGUCCGGGCCUUCUACUCCAAUCUCCACCGGGACGGGGAUACCAUCCGCAGUAGCAUCAAUCUCCAUGACAUAGAGUUUGACUUGGCUACUUUUGCUCGGGUUGCAGGGCUGCCCACCCGUGGUGACGACAUCGCGACAUAUGCCCCGCCGGAAAAGCGUCUCCUACUUUACAUCCUCACCCGGAUUCUUCGCCCCCAGGACAGUAGCCACACCUCUCUCUCCAACGAGGAUCUCAAGGCGGUUCAUGCUAUCAUCCAUGGCGCCUCGAUCAAUUGGGCAAAAUAUGUCAUGAUUCACAUGGCGGAUUGCGCCUCCAUCACCACCGAGCGGAGCUUGCCAUACGCCUUCCUCGUCAUGGAUCUCAUUGUUGCCUCCGACAUUCACAUCGCCGGACCGGAUACGAAGAUGACGAAGAUUUGGAUCAUCCAAGAUAGCACCUUCCGGAAGAAGUCUGGAGACCAAGACGGCGCCGGACCGAGUCGUGCCCCAGCCCGUGCCCCUGCCCCCGCUCCCGCCCAGGCCUCGUUGCAGUCCAUAGCCGAUACCCUGAAUCGGCUAACCAUCACCGUGGGCGGCAUGGGCCAAUACUUGGAGCGGAUGGAUAGCACGCUGCAACGCCAACACCACGACAUGAGGGCGUUCUUCCGCGGCAUCAACUACGUCCCGCCGCCCUUUGACAGCACCUUCCUCGGCCAAAACUAUAAAGGCGAGGACGAGGAGGAUAACUCCUAUGCUCCGUCCUCCCCCCCGACCAAUGUUGCUACUGCACUCGUGCUGGCUUUGUUGUUCCUUCGAAGGUCACGCUUCUUCAACAACUGCAAGAUCCGAACAAUAGGACUUGCAAGAUCAACUUGUAAGAAAGUUGACCUACCCCCUUUUUAAUCAAGAAGUUUGAUCAAAAAGUUGUAUCCUUCAACGUGGUGUGGUACUUGAGGCAAGGAAACCUUCAAGUGUUUGCACUAUAGCUCUUUGGAAGGAGGAGGAGUUUGCUUCUGGAUAAGGAGUUUAGAAAUCUCUCUUUAUCAAGCUUUUUGUGCUAACU
Molecule: messenger RNA, 1404 nt
Organism: Cuscuta campestris
Lineage: Eukaryota; Viridiplantae; Streptophyta; Magnoliopsida; Solanales; Convolvulaceae
Source: the annotation of a GenBank genome assembly